AUGGAGAAGCCGCUAGAUGAGAAGGAAUUGGAGCGGAAAUUGAAAAAGGAUCAGAAGGCGAAAGAGAAGGAGGAGAAAAAGGUCAAAGCGAAGCAGAAGGAAGCGGCUAGGCUCCAGGGGCAAGCGGCAUCAGAUGCAGGUCGAGCUAAGAAGAGCGAUAAGAAGCAGAGGAAGAGAGGAGCCAUCGAUGAGAGUCCAGAGGAUUUCAUUGAUCCUGAUACCCCUGCUGGACAAAAAAAACUGCUGGCUUCUCAGAUGGCGAAACAAUAUAGCCCAGCCGCCGUUGAUAAAUCAUGGUAUUCCUGGUGGGAAGCAUCCAGGUAUUUUGAAGCAGAUGCAGCAAGCUCAAAGCCUCCAUUUGUAAUGGUCCAGCCACCCCCUAAUGUGACGGGGGUGCUUCACAUAGGCCAUGCAAUCACAGCAGCUAUUGAGGAUGCUAUGAUUCGCUGGCGGAGGAUGUCAGGUUACAAUGCAUUAUGGGUUCCUGGAAUGGACCAUGCUGGCAUAGCUACACAGGUGGUGGUCGAGAAAAAACUCAUGCGUGAGAGGAAUCUAUCAAGGCAUGAAGUAGGACGUGAGAAUUUUUUAUCUGAGUGUGCACUGAUGUCCAUACUGCAACGAAAAUUUGCAUACGUCAAUCUACCAUCUGACACAGAAAAUUCCAAAACUCUUUCCCUUUUUCAAUUGUUUGUUUCAUGGGUCCUCAAAUGGAAAGACCAGCAAGGUGGUACCAUACUGAAACAGCUUCGCAUGCUUGGGGCCUCACUUGAUUGGUCACGUGAGUGUUUUUCAAUGGAUGAGCAGAGAUCAAAAGCUGUGACUGAGGCUUUUGUUAGGCUGUAUAAGGAUGGCCUAAUUUAUAGGGCUCAUCAUCUUGUGAACUGGGAUUGUGCACUUCGAACAGCAAUUUCUGAUAUUGAGGUUGACCAUAAGGAUCUUACAGGAGAGACUUUGUUAGAGGUUCCUGGUUAUAGAUCUCCAGUGCAGUUUGGUGUUUUGAUAUGUUUUGCCUAUCCUCUAGAAGAAGGUAUUGGUGAAAUUAUAGUUGCAACAACGCGGAUAGAAACAAUGCUUGGCGAUACUGCCAUCGCUGUUCAUCCACAGGAUGAAAGAUAUAAGCAUUUACAUGGAAAAUAUGCCCUGCACCCUUUCAAUGGCCGAAAACUCAAAAUUAUUUGCGAUGCGGAGUUAGUGGAUCCUAAUUUUGGUACUGGCGCUGUCAAGAUUACACCAGCUCAUGAUCCCAAUGACUUCAAGGUUGGGGAACGGCAUAACAUUGAGUUCAUUAAUAUUUUCACAGAUGAUGGGAACAUAAAUGAAAUGGGAGGCCCACAAUUUUCAGGGAUGCCACGUUUUGUUGCUCGUACUGCUGUUAUUGAUGCAUUGAAGGAUAAGGAUCUGUACCAAGGCACAAAGAAUACCGUGACAAGCUUGAGUCUUUGUUCAAGAUCUAAAGAUGUUGUGGAGCCAAUGAUGAGGCCCCAGUUGUUUGUUAGUUGUAACUCUAUGGUAAAGGUAGCUCUUGAUGCUGUCAAAUCCAAAAAGAUUGAGAUCAUUCCACCACAAUAUGAGCAAGACUGGUAUAGGAAUGAAAAUGAUGCAAUCUUGGAGGCAAAGCAGAGGUAUCCAGCAAAGAAAUAUCAGUUAGAUCAAGGUCCUGAUGUAUUGGACACAUGGUUUUCAUCGGGCCUCUUCCCAAUAAGUGUACUUGGUUGGCCAGACGAUAAACCUGAUCUUAGUACUUUCUACCCUGGUUCUGUCCUUGAAACUGGAUCGGAUAUCCUAUUCUUUUGGGUAGCACGGAUGGUGAUGAUGGGAAUGCAACUCGGCGGGGAUGUUCCAUUUCAGAACGUUUACUUGCAUCCCAUUGUCCGUGAUGCGCAUGGCCGUAAAAUGGCCAAGUCACUGGGAAAUGUCAUCGAUCCCACUGAUGUAAUAAAUGGCAUAUCGAUGGAAAAUCUUCAGAAAAAGUUGGAAAAUGGCAAUCUGGAUCCAAAAGAGUUAGAGAAGGCAAAAGAUGGCCAGAGGAAGGAUUUUCCUGACGGAAUUCCAGAGUGUGGUACCGAUGCCCUUCGCUUUGCGCUGAUUUCCUAUACUUCUCAGUCUGACAAGAUAAACCUGGAUAUCAAAAGGGUGCAUGGGUAUCGACAGUGGUGCAAUAAGCUGUGGAAUGCCAUUCGUCUUGCAAUGAACAAGCUUGGAGAGCAGUACAGGCCACCAGCAACUGUUGAUGUGUGUUCUUUGCCACCAGUCUGCAAAUGGAUACUCUCAGUACUUAACAAGGCUAUUGGCAAGACUGUGACAUCAUUAGAAGCAUAUAAAUUCUCUGAGGCUACAUCCUCUAUAUACUCGUGGUGGCAGUACCAGCUUUGCGAUGUAUUUUUUGAAGCAAUAAAACCUUAUUUCAAUGAAUCUGAAGAGUUUGAAUCUGCAAGAAGUGCUUCUAGAGAUACGCUAUGGAAAUGGACAAAUGAUCAUAUUGAGAAUGAAAUGGAGAUUGUGUUAGAUACCGUGAACAAGCUACGAUCACUUCGGCCAUCUACAGAUACAUAUGAAAGACGUCCUGCAUUUGUGCUCUGCCCAAGCUUCGAGACUGUAGCAACCAUUCAGCGCUACCAUUCACAAAUUACAACGCUUACAUCUGUAUCAUCUCUGAAGAUCCUGACAGAGGAUGAUCUGACUCCACCUCACUGUGCCACACAUAUCGUAAACAAGGAUCUAUCCGUGUAUCUCCAGCUUCGGGGAGCUCUGAACACUGAAGCCGAGCGCGAGAAACUAAGGAGAAAGAGGGAGGAUAUCCAAAGGCAACACGACACCUUGUCGCAGAAAAUGAAUGCUUCGGGCUACCGCAAGAAGGCUCCGCAGAGGAAGCAAGACGAGGAUACGAGGAAACUCGCUGCUUUCUUGGGGGAACUCGAGAUCAUCGACGAGGUUGAGACUGCUCAUGGUUGUAAGUUUCCCGGUGGACAUAAGGCCACUUGGGAGGGUGUACCUCAUGAGAUUGAGGCAAUGGUCACCAGCGAUUUAGCUGGGACGGAUGAGUAA
Molecule: messenger RNA, 3045 nt
Organism: Miscanthus lutarioriparius
Lineage: Eukaryota; Viridiplantae; Streptophyta; Magnoliopsida; Poales; Poaceae
Source: the annotation of a GenBank genome assembly